CAUUAUUAAGCUGAUGAAAUUUUGUUUUAAAAUAUAUGGUUGUCACUGUAUAUAAGUAAAAAAACAAUGCACUUGAGGUCAGACAAUUAUUUUUGAUAAAUUGAUCAAAUAACCGCUGCUUUCACAACUAAUCACUGUAAUGUCAAAGUAUCAGCCAAAACUGGAUGUUGAGAAAACACAAGAAGCAAUCAAGUUUAUUAGGAAUUGUUUCCAGAAACAAUUGUCAGCGAAACUAAACUUGUUACGUGUAUCUGCCCCACUAUUUGUACCGGCCAACAGUGGAUUACAAGAUGAUUUAUCCGGUGUGGAACGUGCAAUUAUGUUCGAUGUUAAAUCUGGUGAGAUAGCAUUGAUUAAUCAAUCCCUGGCCAAAUGGAAACGUAUGGCAUUACACAAAUAUAAACUAAAUCAAUACGAUGGAAUUUACACAGACAUGAAUGCGAUUAGACGUGAUGAAGUUAUCUCUCCACUGCACUCAUAUUAUGUAGACCAAUGGGAUUGGGAGAUCAUUAUUCAAAGAGAUGAACGAAAUGACGGAAAAUUGGAGGAAGUAGUUGAGAAGAUAUAUGACUCUAUGAAAGUAACUGAGAACAUUUUGAUAUCGGCAUACCCGGUGUUAAAUCGCAAGUUACCGGAAAAUAUUAAAUUCAUUACAACGCAAGAAUUAGAAGAUAUCUACCCCGACAAAAAACCGGCAGAACGUGAAUAUCUUGCAGUUAAACAGUAUGGUGCUGUUUUUCUCAAACAGAUCGGAAAGCUUCUGAAAUCCAAUACGAUACACGACAAUCGAGCCCCAGACUAUGAUGACUGGGAAUUGAAUGGAGAUAUACUAGUUUAUAGUGAACACGACGAUAGAUGUAUAGAAUUGUCAUCAAUGGGUAUCCGAGUGGAUGAGUUGUCAAUGGAGAGACAGUUGAAAGAAAGUGGUUGUGAAGCACGUAAACAGCUUGAAUAUCAUCAAAAUGUUCUGAAUGGUAUAUAUCCAUUAACGAUAGGUGGUGGAAUAGGACAGAGUCGAUUGUGUAUGUUCUUUAUGGAGAAGAAACAUAUUGGUGAAGUGCAAGUUAGUAUAUGGCCUGAACACGUUCGUCGUGAAUGUGAACAGAAUAAUAUAUUUCUCCUGUAAACUGAACGAAAUCAUUUUCUCUCAGCUUUAUUGUUGAAAAGAAUGUGAAGUGCAUGAAUAUUAAUUGUAUGUAUGUUUUCAUAAAUGUCGUCCUUUCAAUGUUUGUGUGAUUUUGACUUUCUUGUGUUCUCGACUAUGAUAAUGGCGAAAUAGAUACUGUUUCAGCUAAUCGUUAAAUGAAUGAAUAGAGUUUCCACGUAAUUUGAUUGUGUGAGUGAGUUAUUGUCUAUAUAUCACUACUACACUAAAUUCACUUGCGCAUAACACUACAUGUAUUGAGUGGAUGCUUUGAAUUGUGGUGUUUUUAUAUUGAGUGAUAACAAAUAGAAACAUUAGAUUCAGAAUUUUCUAUCGACUCAUCUUCACAAUGAAGCGUUGCAACUGGCAUAAGUAACUGCUACGUCUAUUUUACAAACAAACUAAUAGGUUCCAAUGUAUAGUCGCACUACGAAUAUCAUAACUGAGUCGAGAUCCAUGCUCAUCUAGCUGAGGAGUCUCGACUAGACUGAUGAAUAACAAUGGUGUUCCUUAUCGAAUAUUAUCAGGGUGUAACUAAGUCGUAUCGAAGCAUGUAUAUUAGAAGCCCAUGUGUUGAAAGUGAUCAAUUGUUUCUAUCCUAAAAAUUCACAACACCAUAAAAUCAUAACCGAACGUUUAAGGCGGCAUCGACUAGGAACACAUUGUGUAUUAAUUAGAUGGAUUGCUUAAUUUUCUCAUAAGUGAAUCAAAAUAGAUCGAGAAAAUUAUUUGGCAUUCUGGAUCUAUGCUUUUGCAAAUCAUUUUAAUAUCACUGAAUUGAUGUGAUGUGCAAAGUAAACUUAAUUUUGGUUAUGGGAUCCACUCAGACCAUACGGCUAUACGAUUUGGAGAAAACCAAAAACUAUUCAUAGUAUAUUUUGCUUUGUAGUGGUAAAUAAAUUCGCAAAAACAAUUGCUCUGUAAGUGUUCGACAUAUGAUGCUGAGCGCAUACGUUUUACUGUACUCAUCUAGCUGUAUGUCCUCGGUCAUGCAUCCGCACCAGAUCACGAGUGGGUACGCCGUGCUACACAUCUCCUAAAACAACUAGCCAACUCAGAUAUAUUGCUCCUCAAUAUAUAUUUAUAUCCUCGAACCUCUUCACUUCUGAUUCGACUGGGAUGGUAUAUUUAGAUUAUAAGAGGUGUUACUGGUUAAAGCGUUGUCAAACUCCGAAUACUCGUGGCAUCUUUACGUCACUCGGAUGAUGAGAAAACUGGAUUAUAUACACACAAUCCAUUCAAACUACCUCUCAGUUUCUCAUCUUUCAUUUUAUUCAAUAUCAAACUUUUAAAGCAAUUAGUCCCUUUUAUAAAUUUCGAUAGAACAAUGAGAAGACGGAGUUGAUCUGAAAAAUGUG
Schistosoma haematobium is the source of this 2502-nucleotide messenger RNA. RefSeq lists its product as uncharacterized. Gene Ontology annotation, molecular function: aspartate-ammonia ligase activity. The transcript is spliced from 2 exons. The record is from RefSeq and is a predicted model, not a curated record. Gene Ontology annotation, cellular component: cytosol; cytoplasm. NCBI's taxonomy places the organism in Eukaryota, Metazoa, Platyhelminthes, Trematoda, Strigeidida, Schistosomatidae. The coding region runs from base 140 to 1126 and encodes 328 amino acids.